This is a messenger RNA of Ambispora gerdemannii, 2007 nucleotides long. The record is from the annotation of a GenBank genome assembly. Lineage: Eukaryota; Fungi; Glomeromycota; Glomeromycetes; Archaeosporales; Ambisporaceae.
AUGAGCAUCAAUAUGUUUAAAUACAACAAAACAUACCUCAUUUUAGCUUAUUUUGAAGCAAAUGAUACAAAAUAUCCUGAGACAGUCGAUACUAGUUACUUUGAUUCAAAAGGCAUUUUAAUCACUUCGGAUGGAGAAAUUAAAGGGAAGCCAUUUGAUUUGUUCCGUUCAUUACCGAACAAAAAUUUUCAAAUAAGACAAUUAAAUACUAUUCGAGGUCCAUUAUUUAUAAUACAAGAUAAGAAUAUAAUACGGUGUAUACAAUAUAGCGACCUUGGUGGGAAUGGCGAUAAUAUAGAACCUCAACGACAUAGUUUCCUAAAUGUAUCAGGUUUAAAUAUAUCUUCUUUUAAAUAUUUUACUACCUUGGAAGGUUCUCUCGCCAUAGUUUAUACAGGAAAUAUUACAAGUUCGUCAACCAGUUUUAGUGAACAUAUUAUACAUCAAGUAUCAAUGGAAGUGGCUUUUUUGAGACCGGGCAGCGAAAAUUUUACACAACCAUUUAUGCUCUAUCAGACAUUUUUUGAUAUGCAAAUACGUUCAUGUUAUGAGUACAAUUCAGUUAGAGCUGGCUAUUCUUGUUUAUUCAGUAUAGCUUUCCGUGAUACAUCCACAGUUAAACUCGAAAAAAGAAAGACGAUUGGACGUAACAGUUCUUUAGGUCCUGAUGGUGAUGGUAGUGAGGAUGUUAGUGGUAGCAGUUCUGAUGAAUUCUUUCAGGUCACAUUUCUCUCAACAGGAGCAAAUAUCAACAUAUUCAAUGUAAAAAACAUUUUUAAUAACACGAAUACAACCAUAUAUUAUAAUGCUAUUCAGCCGCUUUUUUAUGGAGGAACUUCUAUCGAUUAUCAUUCUGAAAGUGAGAGAAACACGAAUAAUACAGUCCUUGAUGAACAUGGCAAUGCAAUAUAUUCCAGCAACACAGCAAAUCUUUAUUAUAUUCAAAUUUCCGAUGAUUUUGUAAAAGAUAGUGAAUUUGGUGAGCCAAUGCCUGGAAUUUCUGAACGGUUAUGGAAUUUUCAAAAUAACAAGGAAUUAUCGAAAUUCUCAGGGUCUACAAGGGGCUUACUUUGUCUGAGCGAAGAUGGCAAAAAAUAUUGGGGAAAAAAUGACCAUAAUAAAUUUUAUGACGAACUGAGAAAGCAAUUAGCAGAGAUUAUACCAGUUGAUGAAGAAAGAUUAAAACCCAGUUAUCGAUCCCAAACAAACUCUGAAUGUAAAACUGUUCUGCUAUCAUAUGAAAUACUUGCUAAUCCUUCCUCAGAAAAAACAGUUGAAGACAUAAGAAGCGAUUUGGAUACUCUUAUUAAAAAUAAAACAUAUACUGCAAUCUCUCAGAAAAAUCUGAGUAAUUAUCUCGAUUCUUCUUUUGGAUUUAGUAUUUCACUUCUCACCGGAAUAUUCAUCAUUGCAAGAUCUAAAGAUAAAAAGAAAGAGGGAAAGAAUUUUGCGAUAUUUCAAUUAUCAUCAAUAAUACUGGAUCUAAUUUUAGAUAUCUUAUUCGUUACAAAAAAUGGACAUAAUGUUGAAUAUUUAUUUUUACCAAGUAUUUUAAUAUUAAUAACAGCAGCGACCAUAAAUUUUUGUUUUGCAACUUAUAUCUUUUCUUCUGAACUUCAAAAUAAAGAUAAUUAUGAUUGGUAUAUUCAAUUCGGCAAAGUGGGAGCUUUUUUAAAUUUUUUGGCUAUUGCUGAUAUCGAAGCACUUGAAGUUCUUUCGUCAAGAUUUGCAGGUUUAGACGUGUUAAGUGUAAAAUUCUCAGAUAAGUCUAAAAACUUGAUACAUUGGUGUAGUUUGAUUGACCUUUUUAUUGAAGAUAUUCCUCAAUUGAUUAUUCAGAUAAUAUAUAAUUCACAAGUUAUCAUAAGGGAUAUCGUACCAUCCAUUACGCUUUUUUCAUCUUCUAUUGUUUUAACUGUUAAAGUUAUUCAAAAAUUACAACUAGCAUUUAGUGAUUCAAAAAGUCAAAUUAGCGAUUCAAAAAGUCAAAAUUAUGUCAAAGUCUAA